AUGACCUUGACCAGUGGACCACUCAAGACUGUUGUUGUGUUAGGUGUAGCGUAUGGGGGUAAAAGAGCGGCGGAUUUACUGUCAAAGUCGCUACCACCUAAUUGGAGAUUAGUUGUGAUCGAUAGGAAUUCUCACUUCAACCAUCUCUAUGCCUUCCCUCGAUUCGCUGUCUUACCUCAACACGCCCCCAAAGCCUACAUCCCUUACACACAUAUAUUCGAUGAAGCAGAAUCCUCUACUUCUUCUUCUGGCAAACCCUUGACUCCACCUACCACUCCUCCUGCAUCCGUCUCUACACUAGACGGAUCAGACCAUCAUUCCGAUCCAUUAUCAAUCGCCACAUGUAAAAAAUCAAGACACCAGUUCAUCCAAGGAUCCAUAGUCGGCUUGACAGCUCAUUCAGUGACAUUUGUUAGACCAACUUUGGAUAAAUCGAAACAACAACCUAGAUGUUCACAUUCUCCUGAUACGUAUGGGAAAUACGAUGGACCGGAGGAAACUAUUCAAUUUGAUUAUUGCGUUUAUGCCCUUGGUGCUUCUAUGCCUUCACCGGUAAACGUCUGGUCAAAGAUCAUACAUUCCUCUGAAGUGAAAGGGGAAGAUGAGCUGGAGGAUAUAAGUGGAACGAAGAAACAUGGUGUGAGAUGGAUGGAGGAAUCUGCAGAAAGGUUGAAGAAGGCUCAAAAUGUCGUUGUAGUUGGUGCAGGAGCGAUGGGUAUCCAAUUCGCGUCCGAUCUCAAAUAUCUUUAUCCUUCCAAGCAAGUUACUCUGCUUCAUUCGAGAACACGAGUUAUGCCUAGAUAUCCAAUCGAGUUCCACGUUGCUCUGAUCGAAGAACUGAAGAAACUCGGGGUUGAAGUCGUCCUUGGUGAACGAGUUAUGACCUGGCCUAAAGAUCCUGAACUACUCGACGGCAAGAAGAAGAUCGUUACUACCGACCAUGGAAGAACAUUCGAAGCUGAUUUGGUUUUGCCAUGUACCGGUCAAAAACCACAUAUCGCCUUGAUGGCUUCUGUCAACCCUUCUGUCAUUUGCCCUCAAUCCGGUAGAAUCAGAGUACAUCCCACAUUGCAAGUUCACGCCUUGAACAAGAAAGGAAACUCUGGAUCGGUAGAAGAUAGAAUGAACAAUUUGAAUUUGUCUAUGCCCUUGACUCCGCCUUCUUCUGAAUACACCUCUUCGACCAGAACAAAUCGUUCGUCUGCCGACUCCGAUGAAGACGAACAGGGAGAGGGAGAACAGCAGGAUUUAUCCCAUAUAUUUGCGUGUGGUGAUUGUGCAGAAACGGGGGCCAUCCAAGCUGGACAUACGGCAUAUUACCAAUCUGAAGUAGCAGCUAGAAAUAUAAUUAGGUUGAUACAUCAACGAGAGUCUAAAGCGGGUAAUUAUAAAUUGAUUGAUGACGAUAAGACCCUGGAGAAUUACAAAGUAUCUCAUCCAGCUAUCAAAGUGACUAUGGGUCUUAAACGAGGUAUAAUAUCGAAUGCCGAAGGUGUUACGAUUAAUGAUGAAGGUGUGGAUGAUCUACAUACUAUGGUCAUGUGGCCAGGAUUCGGUUAUAAAGGAGAUGAUAUUGAUAUCAAUGAAUAA
Molecule: messenger RNA, 1590 nt
Organism: Kwoniella botswanensis
Lineage: Eukaryota; Fungi; Basidiomycota; Tremellomycetes; Tremellales; Cryptococcaceae
Exons: 6
Coding region: 1-1590 (529 amino acids)
Cellular component (GO): cytoplasm
Molecular function (GO): electron-transferring-flavoprotein dehydrogenase activity; flavin adenine dinucleotide binding
Source: RefSeq, a predicted model, not a curated record